AUGGGUGGUAGGGGUGGUGGCGGCAGCGGUUGUGGCGAUGGUGAUGGUGUUGGUGGUUGUGGUGGUGGUGGUGCCGAUGAUGGUGGUGGCGAUGGUGGUUUUGGUGGUGGCAGCGGUGGUGGCAGUGGUGGUGCAGGUAGUGGCAGCGGUGCUAGUGGUUGUGGUGGUGGUGGUUUUUGCGGUGCCAAUGGUUGUGGUGGUGGUGGUGGCAGGGGUAGUGGUGCUGGUAGUGGCGGCGGUGGUGGUGCUUAUGGUGGCAGCGGUGGUGGUGGAGUGGUGGGGGCGGGGGCGGCGGUGAUGAUGGUGGUGGUGGUGAUGGUUGUGGUGUUUGUGGUUGCGGUGGUGGCGGUGGUAGUCGUGGUCGUGGUCGUGGUUGUGGCAGUGGUUGUGGUUGAUAUGGUUGUAGUGGCAUCUUUUGUGGUGGCGGUGGUGGUCGUGGUUGUGGUCGUGGUUGUGGUUGGUUAUGUUAGUGAUGGCAUCUGUGGGUAUGGCAGCGGCUCUGGCAGUGGUUAUGGUGAUGGUGGCGGUGGUAGUGGUGGUGGUGGUGGCGGAAGCAGCGAUGAUGGUGGCAGUGGCAGUUGUGGUGGUGGUGGCGGCAGUUGUGGUAGUGGUAGUGGCAGUGGUAGUUUUGGUGGUGGUUGUGGCGGUAGCAGCGAUAGUUGUAGUGUUGAUGGUUGUGGUGGUGAUGGUUGUAGUGGUGGUGGUGGUGGCGGAGGUGGCGGUGGCUUGUUGGUGCCGAUGGUGGUGGUGGUGGUGGUGGUGAUGGGGGCGGCGGUGGUGGCGGUAGUGGCGGUGGUGAUGGUGGUGGUGUUGGUGGUUGUGGUUUCGGUGCUGGUGCUGGUGGUGAAUGUAUUGGUGGUGGUGGUGGUAGUGGUGGGGGCGGGGGCGGCGGUGAUGGUGGUGGUGGUGAUGGUGGUUGUGGUGUCUGUGGUUGCAGUGGUGGCGGUGGUGGUCGUGGUCGUGGUCGUGGUUGUGGCAGUGGUUGUGGUUGUUAUGGUGGUGGUGGCAUCUGUGGUGGUGGCGGUGGUGGUCGUGGUUGUGGUAGUGGUUGUGGUUGGUUAUGUUAGUGGUGGCAUCUGUGGGUGUGGCGGCGACUGUGGCAGUGGUUAUGGUGGUGGUGGCGGUGCUAGUGGUGGUGGUGGUUUAGGUGGUGGUGGCGGAGGCGGCGACGAUGGUGGUGGUGGUGGUUGUGGUGGUGGUAGUGCUUAUGGUGGAGGUUGUGGUGGUAAUGGUGGUUGUGGUGACGGUGGUGGUUGUGCUGGUGAUGGUGGUGGUGGUGGGCGUGGCGGCGAUGGUGGUGGUCGUUGUGGUGGUUGUGGUGGUGCGACGGUGUCAGCGACAGUGGUUGUGGUGGUGGUGGUAGUUGUGGUGGUGGUGGCGGCGAUGGUGGCGAUGGUGGUGGUGAUGGUGUUGGUGGCCGUGGUGGUUGUGGUGGUGGUGAUGAUAGUGGUUUUAGUGGUGGUGGGGGUUGAUGAAGUCCACUCCGGCGAGGAUCCAUGGAUCUGGCGCGGAUCGAUCGGAGGAAAUGAUGAAAGACGCAACGGAAGAUGA
This is a messenger RNA of Vigna radiata var. radiata (mung bean), 1551 nucleotides long. Its product is annotated as glycine-rich cell wall structural protein 1-like. Lineage: Eukaryota; Viridiplantae; Streptophyta; Magnoliopsida; Fabales; Fabaceae. The coding region runs from base 1 to 1551 and encodes 516 amino acids. The transcript is spliced from 4 exons. The record is from RefSeq and is a predicted model, not a curated record.